Porites lobata is the source of this 3734-nucleotide messenger RNA. The record is from the annotation of a GenBank genome assembly. Lineage: Eukaryota; Metazoa; Cnidaria; Anthozoa; Scleractinia; Poritidae.
AUGAUAAGCGAUCAGCCAUCUACACAAAGGUAACCUCUCCGGGGCAAAACCUGUGCGGGAGAAGAAAGAUUUCAAGCCGUACAAUGGUCAUUGUGUUUAUCUCUGAGAAGGCGCUCCAAAAUAGUGUACAAGAGGUGACGGAUGGGCGUGAUUCCACGAAUGGUCGACUCACCCUGUGUAAUUUCCGUCAGAAUAGAUAAAUAAGAAAAAUAAUAAUAAUAUUAAUGACUGUUUAUUAAGACUCAUUGCAGCAAUAUACAGAAUGGCUGAAUUACAGAGCUAUUUACAAAACAUAUAAUACUAAAAUAUAAUACAAUAAAUCCAAUAAAUACUAGAAAAUAUAAUUGUACAAGCCACUAGGUAUACUUGGUCCUACAGGUAGGACGCGUGGAGCGGCUAAUGCCAGAUCUAAGAUUAUGAUUAUGCACAACCUCCUCUUGUUUGGGGAGCAUAAAAUGCAAGGGAUGAUUCUCAUUCCGGAGUCUAUCAAUAUAAACCUGGCAUAGAUGGGCGCGUCUGUCACUUAGAGUUGUUAAAUUAAGGGCAUUUAAUGCCUCGUUGUAAUUCAUUAAAGGAAAAAUGAUGCGCAUAGCCCUUUUCUGAAUGCUCUCAAUCUUAUAAGAUAGAAAAUCUGGUAUAUUUUUCCAGAAAGGAGCAGCAUAUUCUAGAACAUAUCUUAGUGUCCACAAUUAGCUUUUAGCUAAAUACCUUGACACUUUAAUAAAGUUUAUAUAUGUAUGUAGGUAUGUAUGUAACAGGACGAACAAUGGUUGUAUGAACCUUAGCCAGUGAAGCUGGAGGCGCACCACAUUGCUUAAGGACCCUUAAAGAGUACAGCCUCCUGUUUCCCUUUUGCACUAUAACUUCUACAUGAUGGUUCCAUUUCAGGUCAUUACUUACAUAAACGCCUAGUAGCUUAUAUGUCAUGACUCUCUCAAUUGUGUUACUACCAAUUACAAUAGGAUUUACAAUAAAAUUAUGAUUACUCAUAAAUUUAAUUAGCAUCUCCUUGCAUUUAGUAGGGUUCAACUUCAUUCUGUGAUCUUCAGAAAAAGCAUACAUAUCGUUUGUAACAAAAUUGAGUAGACUGGCACUGUUCCUAGGGAUUAUUUCAAGGGCUGUUGUAUCAUCAACAAACUUUAUUCUAAGGUUCCAUGAGCGCAAUAAAUUAUUUGUCAUGAUUGUAAACAAAAUGACUCCUAACUUGGUGCCAUGUGGUAUACCACCCUUGGGAGUUUUCCACUCAGAUAUAAUGUUCUCAAUCCUCACAGCCUGAGUCCUGUUACACAGAAAAGCUAUUAUCCAGUUAACUAGAUCAGGGUGCACAUGCAUGUUCCUCAGCUCCUCAAUCAGCACACUGUGGUCAAUCAUGUCAAAACCUUUAGAGUAGUCAGCAAAAAACCAGCCUAGCACCACAGCUCCCUGUAUCCGCUGCCUCAUACACAGCCUGCAGCAAAUAGACUAACGCGUCAGUGGUGCAAUGUCCUGCACGUUCAAACUGACGAGGGUCGAUCUGAUGAGACACUUGUGUAAUCAAGCGGUCCCGUGUGAAUCCCUCAAGCACCUUACCAAGAGUGCAUGUCAGAGCGAUGGGCCGCAAAUCGCUCUCUAUCUGCUGCGGAGGUGAGAUUUUAGGGACUGAGUUCAGCAGUGAGGCCUUCAAGGCAUCAGGAAAAUAACCCUCGCUCAGGGAUGCGUUGUAAAUAUCCUUGACAACUGGUGCUAGUUCUUGAGCGAACUCCUUCAGUACCCUGUUUGGGAUGCAAUCAGGACCAAUAGCUUUGCCGAUCUUCACAGCUGAGAGGGCCUGGAAAGCUUCCCUCUAAGAUACCAGGAAUUCAGUGGGAACUUCCUGAGGGGCCAAGACUUAAGGCUCUAGAGGUGUAAAAUGAUCUGUCAAACUGGUAAAAAAAUUAUUUACCUUAUUUGAGAGGGAGAGCAAAAUCCGGCCAAUCCUGCUUAAUAUCCUUUCCAGUCAAGCGUUUAAUAUGAUUCCACCAAUGAAAAAGAAAUCAACGAGGAUUUUUGCCUUUCUCAGGAAUGCUAUAUAAACCAUUUCAAAUUUCAAGCAAGACGGUUUUUCAGGACAUCUGGUAAACGCCGAGAAUCUUUAGGUAAAAUAUAUCCCAGAAUGUUCUAACAGCUCUUUGAAAGCUGGCAGUUUCCUUCUCAUAGAAAACAUGCAUGCAGUAGCUAGUAAGGCUACAGCUAUCUAGCUGGUAAUUCGAUUUAAUAGAACGAUUUUUUUCAAUUAGUUGACUGAUUAAUUGCAAUUUAACAAAGUUAUCGUGCAAUAAACUGAAAUAGUCCAGUUAUAUAUGAAAGGUGGCACUCUUAGUUACGUACUCACAGCUAAGCUCAUGUAUCAACGCGCAGAUCACAGCUAUUUGUGAGGAGGUAAACUUUGUAUGGCAACGUUUCGCACGGGUCACAGUAAAAGUUUUCUUUAUGCGUGUUUAACCGGGUUAAAUCGGGUGUAAAUUGAUCGAGAAUAUGAGAGUUUGGACACAGCUUGUUAAAUUAAUUAAAAAUGUGCUUGACUUCACAGACCUAUGGAUAGAGCUUUCAGAGUGAAUCUCGCAACACAUGGAGAAAACUGCUCGGAUCUGUCUUGCCCGCUGCCAAUGUGCGUAAAUUGGAGGCUGCAGAAGAGUAGAGGUGGGAAUCACCCGCAGAAAGACAAGCAAAGGGGACUUCCCAGGGCAGGUAGUAAAAGAAACAGACACGAGCAUUUGCAAACGAGGGAAUUUUUCGAUAAAGAGCUUCACGCUCCAAUUUGUAUAACCAACGAUAAUGAGGAGGAAAGGCUUAUGGAGCAGCUGCUUGUUGAUCUCGAAGAAAUACAAAAUGACGUUCAAGGCGCUACUGGAGGUGAUCUAAUGGCUCCUUUAGAGGCUAUCCCGAAUUGGCCCUCUCUGCCUUUCUGCCAUCCCCCAACAAAUCAAGCACACCAGCCCGUAUUUGCUUUUCUCCCUUCACAGCCUUCUAACCCUGCCGACUCAGGAUGUCUACUGCCGGACCCAGAGAAGUUCAUCUCCUUGGAUCCGUACGUCACAAACAAGCCAAACCCACCCCCUUUCACUGUGCCUGCCUUUGCUGUGAUGGAAUCCACAGAUCAAUCACGGGUAAAGAUGAGCAUUCCGGGCGAACAACCACUGCAAGCUCCCAACAAAUCUUGCAAACUAUUCGGAAUUCUUUCAGAGAUAUUUAAAAUGUUUGAGGAACCUGCGACAGCACAUCUUCAGACGAUUUACGAACAGGUUCUACAAAGAGCGCUAAGAGAGAUCAAGAGUGCCUGUAUCGAUCAAUCAAGACGCUUGAGUGGAUGUUCAUCUACAUCAUUACGUUUGCCUAAAAGAGAACGGUUUGUUUCAAAAAUGCAAUAAGGUUUGCUUGGCAUUUGGCUAAAUUGGUUGAUCGUAAUGUCACAGCUCUCGUAGUUCAAUGGGACAGUAGAACCCCGGUAACUCGAAUAGAUUACUGAGUGCGAAUUAAACUUAUCUCAUCAGAAAUUGUAACACGGUUAGGCAUUUCUAUGAUAAUACAGGGAAAUAAUUGUCAAAUACGUGAUCUGUUCGUUGCACUUAUUUAAAACAAAUUGUGGAGUCUUUUGUGUUACUUUUAGGUGUUUCACCGAUUUCACAACAAGAAACGCUAUAGGGCUGGCAGUCGUGGUGAGUUACAAGAUCUAGAAUUUGAUCAAGGGAAACGAAAUUUCGUUCGAGUUAGCGGGG